Neoarius graeffei (lesser salmon catfish) is the source of this 5534-nucleotide messenger RNA. RefSeq names its product eukaryotic translation initiation factor 2-alpha kinase 3 (gene eif2ak3). The transcript has 17 exons. The coding region runs from base 204 to 3437 and encodes 1077 amino acids. Lineage: Eukaryota; Metazoa; Chordata; Actinopteri; Siluriformes; Ariidae. The record is from RefSeq and is a predicted model, not a curated record. Gene Ontology annotation, biological process: protein phosphorylation. Gene Ontology annotation, molecular function: ATP binding; protein kinase activity; protein binding.
CCGACUGCAGCGAGUACGCCAAUAACAUGGUGCCUCGGCUACUUGUCUGUUUACGCCAAGAAACGGGAAAGAAGAGUUACUGGAAAAUGUUUAGAUUUGUUUUGUAAGGGGUACAAAGCUAUUUUAAAGUGUUAUUAUUUUUUUAAUCGAUUUCACAUUUUCGGUUAUGGGAUUGCUUGUGUACUGAUGUGUCACUUGUCCCAAUGGAAAGGGGGCUUCGCUUUGGCAGCGUGGGAAUAUCCCUUGUGCUGUUGUUGAUGUUGAGCGCUGUGAGUGUGAGGACUGUGCAGUUUAACUCUCUGUCCCGGGCGGAGCUGGAGACCGCGGACACGGUGAUGGAGCGCGGGCUGGAGAGCAGCAUCGGGGACGCCACGGUGGAGGACGACGAGAACAGUCCGGCUGGAGACAAUGAGGAUCCUGCGGGAGACAACGACACAAACUUCCAGCAACACGCCAGAAGCUUGGUGAUCAUCAGUACUCUGGAUGGGCGGAUUGCAGCUCUGGAUCCUCUGAAUCAUGGGCGCAAGCAGUGGGACUUGGACGUGGGCUCUGGCUGCCUGCUGUCAUCCAGCCUCAGCAAACCAGAGGUGUUUGGGAGUAAGAUGUUCAUCCCAUCUCUGGAUGGAGCUUUGUUUCAGUGGAACAGGGACAGGGAGAGCAUGGAGGCCGUCCCUUUCAGUGUGGAAUCCCUGCUCGAUUCUUCUUACCGUGUUGGAGAGGACACCGUGCUGGUUGGAGGAAAAUCUCUCACCACUUACGGCCUGGGAAUCUACAGUGGCAAGCUGAAGUAUAUCUGUUCGACUGUGGGCUGCAGUCAUUGGGGAGAGGAAGAGACGGAGCCAGAGGACAUGCUGUUGCUGCAGAGAACACAGAAAACCGUUAGAGCUGUGACCCCUCGCAGCGGCUUUGAGAAGUGGAACUUCAGUGUGGGAAACUUUCAGCUGAAGUUUGUUCCAGAGACUGAGACUCAGCUUGGGUUUUUGGAAGGGGAAACUCCAAAUAAGGAGGCUUGGCAUGAACUGCAACGUGACAGCCCACGUGUGAUCCUGGAGGAAACAGAAGCGCACAGUCAGAACCACGCUAACGCACACCUACAGACAGAAGGCCUGGACCUGGUGAUCAAAGUGUCUAUUCCAGACUGGAAGGUUAUGGCUUUUAGCAGUGGACCAGGAGGACAGCUCAUCUGGGAGCAUCAGUUCUGCACACCCAUUGCCUCCGCCUGGUUGGUUGGAGGGGGAAAGGUGACCCCCAUCAGUCUGUUUGAUGACACCUCUUACACCGUCCAGCCAGAGAGUGAGAUUCAGGAAGAGGACGAUGACCUCAUGGAGGAGGCACGUGGAGCCACGGAGUCGAGUAUUUAUCUAGGGAUGUUUCAAGGUCAGUUGUAUUUACAGUCUUCAGUUCGAAUGACUGAGAAGUUCCCAUCAACGCCCAAAGCCCUGGAUAGCCACCACUCCAGCCAAGACAUCAUUCCUCCUCCUACUGUCAAAUGGAAGCCUCUCAUCCACUCUCCUUCUCGCACUCCAGCACUCGUGGGGACAGAAGAGUUUGAUAAGUGUCUGAACAAUGACAAAUUCUCCUAUGAGGAGUACAGCAAUGGCGCUCUAUCUAUACUGCAAUAUCCUCAUGAUAAUGGGUACUACUUCCCAUACAGUACACGAUACCGUGGUCGGAGAGAGGUGACUGCAGUGAGCGUGUUACAGACAGGUGAGGCUGGAGGGAUGAGGAGGAAGGACCCAGUGCUACUUCUGCCAUGGUGGAAGGAGAUCUUGGGCACCAUCAUCUUUUGUAUUGCGGCUACCACGUACAUCGUUCGCAAGUUCUUCCAUCCACACACAGCGUACAUACGGCAGCGGAAGGAGUCUGAGACACAAUGUCAGACAGACACCAAGUUUGAGCUGGACGUCUCUGAACCCAGGGAGGCAGUAACAGACACUCGGCCCAGUGAAUACGUGUCCAGGUACCUGACAGACUUUGAACCAGUGCAGUGUUUAGGGCGAGGUGGCUUUGGGGUCGUGUUUGAGGCACGGAACAAAGUAGACGACUGCAAUUAUGCCAUCAAGAGGAUCCGCUUACCCAACAGGGAAGUGGCCCGUGAAAAGGUGAUGCGGGAGGUCAAGGCCUUGGCUAAACUGGAGCACCCAGGUAUCAUCCGUUACUUCAACGCUUGGCAGGAGAGCCCACCUCAGGGCUGGCAGGAGGAAAUGGAUCGGCGCUGGCUUAAAGAUGCCAGUGCUACUGAUUGGCUGCUCAGCUCUCCUGACCACAUGGAGGCGUUCUCUGUAAAGGUGCCCGUUUCCACUCCCUCUCCUCUGGAUUUGCGGUGCAAGUGUGUUGCUGGUGGAAAUGUUGGUGCACUUGCUCAGGAUCACACAUGCAUGGAUGGCUUGGGUCUAGACAGCAUGAUGUCGAAUCAGGACAGCCGUGUCGAUGUUGACCCCGACCUGGAACUCUCAGGAUCGCCACAUUCCUUUGAGCUGUGUCCUCCCCGCACAGUGACCCAUAAUGACUGCACCUCUUCUUCCUUUGACAUCGUUUUUGAAGACUCUGGUUGCGAUCAGCAUGACGACGAUGCAGAGCUCAGCCAUUCCACACCGGUUCAGAUGAGACCCUCCUCUCACUCGGGUUCCAGAUCUCACCCCACUGCUUCCUCAGGCCCGUUCUCUUUCUCUCCUCCUCGGCCAACAUCUCUGAAGCUGCCAACACAAACUCCUGCUCCACGGCUGGCCUUGACACCCAAAGUCUACCUGUACAUCCAGAUGCAGCUAUGCAGGAAGGAGAACCUGAAGGACUGGAUGGCACAGCGCUCUCAGCCUGAGCUCAGAGAGCACUCGCAGUGUCUCGCAAUCUUUUUGCAGAUCGCAGAGGCUGUCGACUUCAUCCACAGCAAGGGACUUAUGCAUCGAGACCUGAAGCCCUCUAAUAUCUUCUUCACACUGGAUGAUGUGGUGAAAGUUGGGGACUUUGGGCUGGUGACGGCUAUGGAUCAGGAGGAAGACGAUGAUGAGGAAAUGAACACCCUCACCCCGAUGCCAGUUUACGCCCGCCACACUGGCCAGGUGGGCACUAAACUCUACAUGAGCCCAGAACAGUUGUCCGGGAACUCGUACUCUCAUAAAGUGGAUAUUUAUUCUCUGGGGUUGAUCCUGUUUGAGCUGCUCUGCCCAUUCCGCACACAGAUGGAGAGAGUCACAACUCUCACCGAGGUUCGGGAGCUACAGUUUCCCAUGUCCUUCUAUAAAAACAACGUUCUAGAGGCUCAGAUGGUGCGCUCGAUGCUCUCUCGUGUUCCUGCUGAGCGACCCGAAGCAUCAGAGAUCACAGAGACGCCACUGUUUCAGGAGCUUGAGGUGCCCUGCAGAAUCAGGCAGCGCUCGCGAACAUACAGCGCCUCAUCCACAGGCCGACCAUCACGACAGAUAUCCAACUCCAGUUAAAACAAAGACACGCCCACUGAGGGCUCUCGGACCCUUUCUCAGCACCUCAGUUGGAAGUGAACCGAUUUUACAGUCUAAGCACACACUAUCGUCUCAGUCUUUUAUCAGUAGAAAACAGGAGGCAUUUUAGCUUCAGUCAUUCCAUUUCAAGCACAAACCCACACACAGAUGCCUACCCACAGUGUCUCUGCCUCUUGCCUCACCUGCCUCGCUGCAUUGACUUGACUUUUUUUUUCUUCUUUUUUCUUUUCUUUUUCCUCCCCCUCACUGUCGAGGUCAGCCUCAUGGCAUUCUCCCAUCCUUUCCAAGUUACAAUAGUUGAAGACAUUCACUCAGGGGAGAUAACGCUAACCGAACUGCUUGACUCCUCGUGGAUCAGCUCUGAUUCUGAAGCUCCAUGAUGGACUCAUGAUCAUCUUUACCUCAAUUGCUCUUCCAUACCACGCGCACACUCAUGGAUUUAUCGUUGUGGAAAUGAAUCAUUUUGCAGUGCUGAAUGAAGGAAAGCUGAUUGAGCUGUUUGGAAUGCUGGCCACUUCUUUUUUUUUUUUUAAAUAGGAAGUUGCACAGGACUUGCUUCCUAUGUUCUAAAGCUACAUAAUUUGUCAGGCUCUGUCACUUUUCUCAUUUCUGUUGUAAAUAGACCUAAACUCCAAAAGAGUGUGAGAAACUUGUUAAUGGUGCAUGAUGGAAACUGAACAUGGUUUGUUAAGCACAGGAGCCUUUCACUGGCACAUGAGGACUGUUUAUCUGCCUUAGUAAUGGAAUAGUAGACAAUUCUACCAACUUCUUUUAGUGCUGAAAGGAAUACGCAAAUGUUUGUAUGAUUUUUGCUUUCUGACAAAAUGAUUAGAAUCAUCAAAGAGAGAUUUUUUGAAACUAUAGGUGUAAAGAUGGUGUGUAAUACUUUUUCAUUAAUGCCAAAACGGGUUUUCCCUCAAAAUUAAUAUUCUUUAGGAUGCCCAAAUGAUAUUGACUGACUGGAAACUUCAUCCACAUGUGUAGCAUGCACCCAUUGAGAAUCACUGUUUUAUAGGUUUAUUUCCAUAAAGGAUUUUUUGAUAGGUGGGAAUUAUAUUUUUCUCUGACUAUUUCUGCAUACAUUGUCACCUUAAGAUUUGUUGUGAUAAAAUCUUGAGAUAUAAGCUCAGACCUUGGGAGUGGAGGCAGAAUGGCUCUUUAUAGAUAUGUGAGUAGUCUUGUUUGUUUGCUGUCUGUAGAAGGUGGGUGGGUUAAUGAGUGAGCGGGUGAGCACAGAUCUCUAAAUGAUUAGACUAGUGCAGAAAGGAUAUCCGGUAAUGACCUGUCAUUGUUAAUCACAUUCAUACAGACCUUUUAACAAGACCGGCUUCAGGACCUGUUUCACCCUCAUUAUAUCGCCUUUGAGUUUCCUCAUGAGCUUGAGCUCUGCUACAGUGUUUGUUUACUUUUUUCAUCAGCAUGCCAGUGGAAGACAGUGAAUCCUUUAAUUUUCUUUCAGUAUGUGGCCAUUGAACAAGAUUUUAUCAUGAUUUAGGCUGUUCCUCCGUCCACAACUGUGACGAGUUCAUGCUAAUAAUUGCAUUGACCAAGUACAGACUUGAAUUUUUCAUUAAUGUCACUGUAAUUCAAUAAUUUCAGUAUAUGUUCUGUUUCAGAUGGCAUUGCCUUUGCUAUUCUGACUUUUUUCCUGUAACGAUUCCUGUUCUGGUUCAGUGCUCUGUCAGUUUUCCUGACCUGUAAUCUUCGGGCACAAUCCGUUCUCUUUUUGUCCUUGUAAAUAUGUUCUUUUUUUUUUUUUUUUAAUUUAUGUUCUUUGCAGAAUCAAUCCUUUUGGGUUGGUGAUGUAUAAAUGCACUUCAUACUGUGGAGUGUGUUGAAAUAUUGUGACUUCUUACAAGUCAAAAUUGAAUAAAUAUUCUAUGAACUUUGGUAAAAACAUUUUUUUUUUAAUUUUACUAUUUCAAGGUUUUUAAUGCUGCCUUUCUAGUAAAACUAAUAGCUUAACUCUACAGCUAUGACUAAUGUGUACAGCUAUCUACGACUCAAAUGUUAACUGGGAAGCGCCAACAGUAGCUGAAACUUUGUUCCUGUAAAGCAAAUGUUUUGCAAGAUAUU